AUGAAAUGCACUAAGCUCCAUUUACAGGAAAGAAUAAAGGCAAGACCAACAUCUGAGCUUGAUCGCGAUAAGCCAAGAAGAUACUGCCAGAAACUAUUAGUGGAUCCCCAAUUUGAAGAAAAUUCUAGGUGGACGGAUGCUUUACAAAGGUUUUGUUGCACUGAAACCGUCAGAUUUGAUAAUAAUGGAACUAAGAAUAUACGAACUGAGCAAAAUACAAACAUAAGCAAAAUGUUCCUUUCGGUACAGAAUUUGCAAUUCGACGGUGAUAUUAAACAAAGUAAAAGACCGCUAACGAGUUUUAAAUUUAGAAAUCCAGUUGAUGUUCAUAAACAUAGAAUGUUUGUGAAACAAGCUGUUGAUGAGGACAUUGAUUAUAACGAUGUUGACAACGAUGUUGUAUCUGAGCAAACAUGUUAUUACUUCGGCGAUUAUGUGAGAUACUUUGCUAACAAUGAUCGAUCUAGACCAUCUUCAGCUAAGUCAAGUAUAAAUAUACAAAAUACAGAUAAAAAACUAAGAGAAAAUAAAUCAGUGCAAGUUGAUUUCAAAAGAAUAACUGAAUCGAAACACAAAGAAUUAACGCCUGACCUUAUUUUUAACAAAGAUGAAGAAAUAUUAAAAAAUCAUAAAGAAAGUCAAAUAGAGAACUAUGACAUGGAUAAAAAUGAAACUAAAAUAGCGUUUUAUAAGCGCGGAAAACGAAAAAGUAUUACAAUUUCGAAGUCUGAAAGCCCAGAAACAGUUCAAGUAAUUAGAGUCGAUGUUGUUUGCAAUUACAGCUGUAGUUCCACAAUGUCUGAUUACGAUGAAGAUAAAAAACAGUGUAGUGAUAGAAAACUGCCAUCAACGGACGCACAAACAAUAAACACAAAUAUAAAAAGAUUUAACUUGUCAAAUAAAUAUCUUUUAACAAAAUCAGUCAAGGCUCUAGACGAAAAUGUUUCUGGAGGUGCAAAUGUUACCUUGCUUUGCAAAACAUUUACUUUAACUGAUAGAUUAAAACCGUCACGAGGUAAACCAUCUAAAAUGAUUUGUAAUAUACGGCACGCUAAAAAAAAUUUAAGAAUUAAGUAA
Parnassius mnemosyne (clouded apollo) is the source of this 1077-nucleotide messenger RNA. Lineage: Eukaryota; Metazoa; Arthropoda; Insecta; Lepidoptera; Papilionidae. The record is from the annotation of a GenBank genome assembly.